GUGCCCUAUACCACAACGACCAUAUAACUAUAGUGUCUCCAGAGUGACGUCACAAAUUGUUAGAGACAGAUCAACAGCUCACCACUAGUACUUUAUUUACUCUAUGAGCACACCAUUUUAGUUUCAAAAUGGUCUAAUAUGGUGACAGAAACCUCGUGUUAAAAGUUGUGUAAACUAUACCAAUUUGUUUAGAAACGUUCGUACUAAUCAUGUCACAAGUUGAUUUAGAUAAGUUAGCUUCACAGUUAGAAAAAGCGCACGUUGCAACACCAUUGUCUUCUGAAAGCGGCGUGAGUUUUAAAAAUAAGCAGUUGAAGUUAAAUACAGAAGAUGAUGCCAAAGAAAUUAUUGAGGCCAUAAAUAGAUGCAAGAACCUAGAGUACCUGCAUCUGGGAGGAAACACGUUGGGUGUGGAUGCUGCCAAAGGGAUCGCUAAAGCCCUGGAGCAGCAUGGAGAGUUCAAGAGAGCUCUGUGGAUGGACAUGUUCACUGGGCGGAUGAAAGAAGAAAUUCCAAAGGCAUUGCAAUUUCUUGGUGCGGGUCUAGCACUCUCGGGAGCGCAGCUUGCUGAGCUGGACCUCAGUGACAAUGCCUUCGGGCCCAUCGGCAUGGAGGGGCUGGCGGCUCUGCUGCGGAGUCCGACGUGCUACACCCUCCGGAUCUUGAAACUCAACAACAAUGGCCUUGGGAUCACUGGCGGAAAGCUGCUGUCCAGGGCACUCCUCGACUGCCACGCCAGCAGCAAGGCGGCCGGCCAAGCCCUCGGCCUGCGGGUGUUCGUGGCCGGCCGCAACCGGCUUGAGAAUGACGGAGCCGUGGCGCUUGCUCAAGUCUUUGAGGCGAUGGGCACGCUGGAAGAAGUUUCCAUGCCGCAGAACGGCAUCUGGCACAGGGGCAUAACUGCCCUCUGCAAGGCGUUUGCGGCGAACUCGGGGCUGCGGGUGGUGAACCUGAACGACAACACGGUGCGCGAGAAGGGGGCUGCCUCGAUGGCCCAGGCGCUGCCCAAUCUGCAGGGGCUGAACAAUUUGAACCUGGGCGACUGCCUCUUGAAGACCAAGGGAGCGCUGCUGCUCGCCGAGGCCCUGGCGGACGGCCACGUCGAUCUGCAGGAAGUGGUCCUCGGAUUCAAUGAAAUCAACGCCAGAGGUGGUGUGGCACUAGCCAAAGCCAUGAAGAACAAGAGCAAACUGAAGGUGCUGGAGCUGGGGGGGAAUCUGUUCGGCAAGUCUGGAUGCGAUACCGUGACAUCAGAGUUGACUCGGAGCGGGAGGCUCGAUGCUUUGGCCAGCCUCAGUGAAGAUGAAGACCCUGAUGAUGAGGAGGAAGAGGAAAAAACAAGUAGUGAUGAAGAUGACAAUUCUGAUAACGAGAGUGAGAAUGACUCCAUGUUGGAUAAUUCAUUGGGCAAAACAAGCCUUCCAAAGGUGUUACCACCCUUGACCUUGAACAUAUCUCAAGUACCUAAAUCACUUGGGGAAGAAUCCCCUAAAUCGACCAUACCUCAGGUUCGCAAACUGAUAGAGGAGGACUCUCCAAAAAACGCUGACAUCCCACACAUCCCAAAGCUUUUGCAAAUGUCUCCCGAGUCGCCUAACAGACCAUUUAGCCCUGGCCAGCUGCUUCUGUCUCCAAAAUCUGCAUCUUUUUUAAGUUCUAGAUCCUCAUUCCAUGAUAAUAAAAAAUCAGUAAUAUCUCCUAAAUCCUGCACAACAUUACCGACUUCCCCGCUUAUUCCUCUGCCCUCGCACCUAACACCUUCAAGGCUUUUCCAAGAUGUAACCAAAGAACCUGCAAACAGUGAACAUCUCUCAUUUCCUCCUAAAACUAUUAACAAUGCUGAAGGCUCUAAACUAAUGGCAGUGGAAGCUCCUCAUGGCGGGGACGCUUCCCAGGUUUCGGAACUAACUCAGGAUGAUGUAACAGUCACAGUUAAAGAAUUUCUGAAAGCCCCUACUGCAGAAAACUUUUUGAAGUUCGGUAGUAAUCGCAAGAUGAUUUUAAUUAAUGAAAUUAAGAACUAUGGAGUUGAAAGCUACCUCGAACAGGCUAUGCCUCUUCUCAUGAAAGUAUCUGCUCUGAGCUCUCACAGUGAUGUGAUGGUCCGGAGUUCUGCACUGGAGUGCACUGAGAUGCUGUAUCAAGAGGUCUUCAGGUGGGGACAAAUGGAAGACCAAAAUGUUGAGCUCAUUAACAGCCUCUUGGUCCAUUUAGGACUUCUCAAGACUGAUGACAAAUUGUUUGUGCGGGCAUGGAAUUUGGAAGGUUGCAUUUCGGCUUUGAAGCAUGUGAUCAAACAGAAUUACCUUCCAAAUACUGCAAAGGACACAGUAACAUUGUUUUUAAAGCGACAAGUAUCAACAUCUGUGCCGAACACCCAGACUGUGCUAACACCAGUCACCAUUACGUAGUAGCUCAUUUGAAAUUUUGAAUUGUACUGUGUAAUGACUUCAGAAACCAAAUAUUCCAAUAUUUUGAUAAUUUUGUUAAGUAACAGAUAAAAUAAACUUUUCCUAUGGACAUAAUAUUUAUUAAAAUGGGUUUCCUUACACUUCCAUAUCUUAACAGUUUUUCAGUGAUACACCACAGGAUAAAUUGAAAACAGCUAAAUCGCUGUUAAGGUGGUUUACUAGGACUCUGGUAACAAUACUUGUGCUGUCACACGUCUAUAGACGGCAGGUCUGCUGGAAACAACACUACAAAGGGCUUCUUUGUUCGACUCUUGCUUCAGACUGUUCUCUCAAGACACCAGUGUUGUAGAUAAGUGACACACACAAAUACUUUGCCACAUGGAAUGAAAUACUGUAUUCUUAAACCUACCUUACUGUAAAAAGCUAUACGGUAUUUGGUAAUAAAAAUGAGACCUCUCUUUUAACUUGUGGCAAAUUUUAUAUUUUAAUACAAAUAUUUGCAACUGAAAUUUUUCUCUUUUGUUGUGAAACUGGGCACAAAUGAAUAUUUAUUAUAACUAUGGCUUGAUAGCAGGGUAUGAAAAAAUCCUGAUUUUUUAAAAAAAAUCAAAAAAAUCAGAUUUUUUUGAUUAAAAUCUGUUUUUUUUUAUUUAUUAAAAUCAGAUUUUUUUACAUGCUUUAUAUUAGCUUCACCUGUAUGUUUGUUUGUCUGUCCGUCUGUAACUCUUUCGACUAAGAGUGAGUGGCUCAUCACUGUAAAAUGUCCCACCAAUUUCAUUAUGUUCGUUAGCCGAGCGGUCUAAGGCGCGCGACUUCUGUGACGUCAGCUUUCGGAUUCAGUGAUCGUGGGUUCUACUCCCGGCCACGCCGAGAAUUUUUUUUUUUUUUUUUUCGGUAAA
Bacillus rossius redtenbacheri is the source of this 3310-nucleotide messenger RNA. RefSeq names its product ran GTPase-activating protein 1 (gene RanGAP). Lineage: Eukaryota; Metazoa; Arthropoda; Insecta; Phasmatodea; Bacillidae. The coding region runs from base 210 to 2411 and encodes 733 amino acids. Gene Ontology annotation, cellular component: cytosol; nucleus; perinuclear region of cytoplasm. The transcript is spliced from 10 exons. Gene Ontology annotation, biological process: nucleocytoplasmic transport; activation of GTPase activity; signal transduction. Gene Ontology annotation, molecular function: small GTPase binding; GTPase activator activity. The record is from RefSeq and is a predicted model, not a curated record.